AUGAGAAAUAAAUAUUUUCUAUUACAUAGUUAUAAUUGUUAUUUUAACAAUAACAUCAAACCCCUUUUCCUUUUACAACAAGCCAAAUGUUUAAGAACCAAAAAAAAAAAAAACUGGGAAUCACCUGAACGUGCAGGAAUAUUUUGCCAAGAAGAGAAAAAAAAAAAAGAGCAUUUGGCUAGUCAAAAAUAUGAAGAAUAUUCCUUUGAUAUGAAUAAUAAAAAUCUAUAUGAUAAUAAUAAUAAUAAUAAUAAUAUUAGUUAUAAUCAUAAAAACUAUUAUAAAAAUUUUAUUAGAGACAAAGAAAUGAACGAAAAAUCUAAUCAUACAAAUAAUGAUAGAGAAGCAUAUAAUGUUGAAAAUAACAAUAGUCUGAAACAUAAAUAUGAAGAAAUGAAAAAAAAAUUAUAUAAAAAAUACAACUAUCACGAAAUAGGAAGUGAUCCACAGAAUAUCUAUAAAUAUGAAGAUAAUUAUGAAAAUAUAAAUGAAUUAAAUAUUCAUAAAAUGUUAUUAUUGGGUUUACAAAAUAUACAUAUAAAUGAAUUAAAUAAAAUGCAAAUAAAUAGUUUUUUAACAAUUCAACAAGGAAAAGAUAUAAUAAUAAAUUAUCCUGACGGGUCAGGUAAAACUAUUGCUUAUUUAUUACCUAUAUUAAAUAAUCUUUAUUUCUUACAUGAUUAUUUAGAACAAAUAAUAUUAGACAGUUACAAUGAAAAAGGAAAUGUUGUAUCUAAUAAAAAUCUUAUACAAAAAAAUUACAAAAUUAAUAAUAAUUUUAAUUUAAAUAAUGAAUUAAAUAAUUAUUUAUUGAAAUAUAGCCAUUAUAAAAAUAAUGUAUUUUUUAAAGAUAAUACUUUAGAUAUAUCAAAUAAAAUGAAAAAGAAAAAAUUUGAUUUAUUACCUUCAUCCUUUAAUGAAACUAAUAAAACUAAAUAUAUACAAGGAACAGGAGGUAGAAAAAGUAAAAGCGCAGGAAAAAAUAAAUUCAAUCAUUUGAAUGAUACAUCUCUUUCUAUGGAUAAUAAUACAAAUGAAUUGAUAAUAAAUAACAUAAGUAUAAUGAAUAAAUUAAUUGAAAUAAUAAAAAUAAAUAAUAUAAAACUCAGCAACUUGAAUAGUGAUUACACCAAUGCAGAGGAAUUAAAAAAAUUAGACAAUAUAAUAAAAUAUAACAUAACAAAUCGAAAUAAUAAUAUAUCUGCAAAUAUUAAAGAUGAAAAUAAAUGUGCAAAGGAUAGAUAUAAUGAAGAAUCUAUCUAUAGAUAUUUAACAUUAAACCCUUUACAAAUAAACAAAACCGUUGUUAUAUUAACUAUUAAUAAAGAUAACAUAAGUCAAAUUAUUAAUGUUAUAAAAAAGUUAGAUAUAUUAAAAAGAAUUAAUAUACAAACCUUAAACGAUGUACCAUACAACGAUUAUAGUAACAAUAAUGACCAUAUGAUAGAUACACAAAUUGAUGAUGUCAAAAAUAAUAUGCAUAAUAUACAUACACAAACACACAAAAGAGAUAAUAAAUAUAAAAGCGCAUCAAAUAAACUUCAUGAUGAGAAUGUAGAUAAGGAUUAUUAUGUAAACAAUAAUAUAAAAGAAGAAAAUUAUAAUUUAGAAAAUUUACAGGUAUCAAAAGUUACACAUAUAGAUAAUCCAGUAUUGUGUAAUGAUGAAAUUAUGUGGACAUAUGCAGAUAUUUUAAUCACAACUCCAGAUAUAUUUCUAAACAGUUAUAAAAAUAAUAAUAAAAUAUCCAAUAACAUAAUACCAUCUAUUAUAAUAUUUGACGAAAUAGAUAUGUUGUUUCAAAACAAUGCGUAUAGAAAUACAAUGAUGAAUAUAUUCCAGAUUAUUAAAAAAAGGCCAGAAAUAUAUAACCCACAUAUUGAUAUAAGUAAUCAUAACAUUGAUAUUAUAAAUGAAUCCAUAGACAAUGCUUUAAUUUAUAAAAAAAGUAAUGUUAAUGGAUAUGAAGAGUAUAUAUCACAGGAUAGAAGUACAAAUAAAAUACAUAAUGAUAAUAUAAAUAAUAUACAUAAUGAUAAUAUAAAUAAAAUGCAUAAUGGUAAUAUAAAUAAUAUACAUAAUGAUAAUAUAAAUAAUAUACAUAAUGAUAAUAUAAAUAAUAUACCUAAUGAUAAUAUAAAUAAUAUACCUAAUGAUAAUAUAAAUAAUAUACAUAAUGAUAAUAUAAAUAAUAUACAUAAUGAUAAUAUAAAUAAUAUACAUAAUAAUAAUAAUAAUAAUAAAAACAUAUAUGAUAAUAGUAAUGAUUAUACAUGUUAUGAUAAUUAUAGUAAAUACGCAAGAAAUAGAACGAAUGACAAAAGUGACGUGCAAUUAAAUAAUAACAUUACAAAUACAUGUAAGAAUAUAAAUACUUUUUAUAAAAGUAAAAACUAUAACAAUAGAGGAAAAGAUAAAAAAGAGGACACUGAAUUACCUCUUAUACAAUUAAUAUAUGUAUCUUCUACCUUACCUUCUGUUGGACCAACCACCGCAGGGAGUAUGUUAACAGAACGUUUUAAUAAUAUUGUAGAAAUUGUAAGUAAAGAUAAUUAUAAAAUACCCAAUAAUAUACAAACUCAGUGGAUAGAAUUAAAUAAAGAAAAAAUGGUACACUUGUAUUUAUAUGAUGAUAGAGAAGUUGAAGAUAAUUUAAAAGAUGACGAAGAAAGAAAAGAAGAAUAUGAAAAUAAAAACAAUUAUGUAGAUUUAAAAGAUGUUUCUUUAUCUAACAAAAUUAACAAAUUUGAAAAAUCAUCUUUUGAGCAUCGAUUGGAUAUAUUAAUAUAUAUUCUUAAGAAAUAUCACGAGAGAACUAUAAUGUACGAUAUGAAAAGGUAUAAUGACAAAUGUGAUGAUAAUGACAAAUGUGAUGAUAAUGACAAAUGUGAUGAUAAUAACAAAUGUGAUGAUAAUGACAAGUGUGAUGAAAAAACAGCUAGUAUUAAAUACUUUAAUAAAAAAAAGUUUAAAUUAAUUCAUAAAUAUCCAAUACACAAAACUAUAAUUUUUGUAAAUAGUAUAAAAGAUUGUAUUAAAAUAUAUAAUUUUCUAAAAAAACACAAUUGGCCUGUUUUUUCGUUUCAUAAAAAUCUAUCUUUAAAUUCAAGAAUACAAAAUUUACAUUCAUUUUCUUAUACACAUACAGCAAUAUUAAUAACAACCGAUUUGAUAAGUAGAGGUAUCAAUAUAAAAAAUGUAGAUCAUAUAAUUAAUUUCCAUUUCCCUUUAGAUGUAAUUACAUAUAUUCAUAGAUUAGGAAAAAUAAACAGAUUACAUAAUAAUGUCAUGGAAAAUUAUAAUAAUAAAAAUAUAAAUACAUCUACUUUAAAUAGGAAAAAAAGAAAAGACGAAGGAAAAAACAAAGUCCACAAAAAAAAAAUAUAUUUAGUAACGAAUUUAAUUUCUACUUCAAAUAUGCCUUUAGCAGAUUCCAUAAGGAAUUUUGACUAUUCAAAUACAAGUUUGUUAUCCUUAUUUUCUCGAAAAAAAUCUUUUAAGAUGAAAAAUAAAAGGAAGAUGAAUGAGAAUACAUCUAGCAGAUAUAUAAAUAUGGAAACAUUAAAAGAAAUUGAACUUGAAAUAAACGAUAAGAAGCUGACUAGUUUGUUUGAUGUAGAUGACGAAAGGGAUAAGAUACAAAAUAACUCUUCAUCAGAUGAGGGUAAUAAAAAUAAUAAUUAUGUGAAGGCCCCUUUUACUGUUUUUACUUUGGAAGAUACUGAUGAUGAGGAUGAAAAUAUGAGCGAAUAUAUAAAUGACAAAUAUGAUGAUGAUGAUAAUAAUACAUCAAAUAGGGAACGUGAAAAAUUUAAUAUGAUGGGAAAAAAAGGAAAAAAUAAAAAUAAUAAUGAUACCACAAAUAAUAGGAAUAAUCAUAAUAAUAAUAAUAAUAAUAUAUUUAUAUCAUCCACAAAUACUUAUCCAACUAACAAUUCGUUUCAUUUUAAUGAAACAGAAAAAGAAAGCAUUCAAAGAAAUUAUAAUAUUCCGAAGAACAGUAAUUUGAAUAUUCCAUCAUGGGAUGAUGUACAAUUUGAUCACAAAAAAUAUAUUAUAGAAAGGUUUAAACAGAAAGAAUGUUAUUUAAUGAAUCAAGUGAAAAGAGGAAAACUCAUAUUAAAUAAUUUCGAAUCUAAUAAUGAUGAGGAUGAACUUUUGUUUUAA
Molecule: messenger RNA, 4167 nt
Organism: Plasmodium reichenowi
Lineage: Eukaryota; Apicomplexa; Aconoidasida; Haemosporida; Plasmodiidae
Product: DEAD/DEAH box helicase, putative
Exons: 1
Coding region: 1-4167 (1388 amino acids)
Biological process (GO): maturation of LSU-rRNA from tricistronic rRNA transcript (SSU-rRNA, 5.8S rRNA, LSU-rRNA)
Cellular component (GO): nucleolus
Molecular function (GO): ATP binding; nucleic acid binding
Source: RefSeq, a predicted model, not a curated record